AUGUCUCUGUUUCGUUUCUCUUUAGUUUUAUUUUUUUCUGCUCCCGGCUGUCAUCAUUUUUUCAUGCCCGUAUAUUCCAGACAGAUCCAUUGCCCCAUCCGGGCCACCCCCAUCCCAUCGUGGGCCAUAUCCACCAAUCCUACCCAUGAUAGUCGCCCCUCGGCAUAUGCAGACACCUUGCCCGGUUGUUUUAUUUGCCUUCGAGACUUUGCCGUUUGUAUCAGCCCUUUUUUUUUUUUUUUUCUCUCUCUCUCCCAUUAUUCUUUUCAGCAAAAAUCUGUUUUCCCUGCUUUUUCCUUGGCCAAUGACUCCAUGCAUCACCCUCCCACAUGGUCCCUCUGUUUCCACCCCUCAAUAUCCACACCCUCAACCAUUACCAUGACAUUCGGUUUUCGUCGUCGUUGGAUAUCAUUCCCACCCCGCGAGCAACAGCCAUGA
Messenger RNA from Colletotrichum truncatum, 438 nucleotides. NCBI's taxonomy places the organism in Eukaryota, Fungi, Ascomycota, Sordariomycetes, Glomerellales, Glomerellaceae. The record is from RefSeq and is a predicted model, not a curated record.